AUGGAAGAAUCAGGCGGGGAGCCGGGCUUCACGGAGUCAAGCCCACAGUCACCAAACUGCCCACCAUCGGCAAACGUACGCUUUCGCUUCGGCAGUCGAAGUAUCGAAGCUACCGGUUCCGCCUCGGAUUAUGAUCAUCCCCAUGUUCUGCGCCUCAAGAUUCAUCGAACACCACUUGAACGAGUUAUUCAGUCUUUGUUCUGGAUCGGUUCGAGAGCAGGUGGCGCCUGGCUACAAAACAGAUUCCCAGAGUGGUUCCUUCCAGAAAGGAUCGUCUUGAAGUCCCAGAAGAACCAUUGGGAAGACGAGUUUGACCAGGAAGUGGCGGCAUAUCACAAGUUGCAUCGCCUUCAAGGCAUUAUCAUCCCUCGGCUCUAUGGCUCGAUCGAAUAUAGUCACACUCGCGCCCUCAUUCUUUCAGACGUUGGGGGGUUCACUCUCGCAACACCACAAGGCGCAGUGCUGGACAAGCGGGAUCUUAAGCCCCUUUUGAAUCAUGCCCUGAAGUCCCUUACUGAAUUGGGCGUUUCCCACGAUGACACCAAACUCGACAAUUUUCUCCUCGUGUCUGAUGAGGGAAAGGAUAAAAUCAUGAUAGUGGAUUUGGAAUCGGCAAUUUUCGAGCUAUCCGAGGAAUAUCUUGCCUGGACAGCAAAGACCAAAACAAACUGGCUAAUGCGGCAGUAUCAGAAUCGUCUAGACUGGAUGGAGUAUGACGGCGUGCGUCUACCCAAGCGGCCCCUCAGAACGUAA
Messenger RNA from Clonostachys rhizophaga, 753 nucleotides. The record is from the annotation of a GenBank genome assembly. NCBI's taxonomy places the organism in Eukaryota, Fungi, Ascomycota, Sordariomycetes, Hypocreales, Bionectriaceae.